Messenger RNA from Cylas formicarius (sweet potato weevil), 526 nucleotides. RefSeq lists its product as uncharacterized. The record is from RefSeq and is a predicted model, not a curated record. NCBI's taxonomy places the organism in Eukaryota, Metazoa, Arthropoda, Insecta, Coleoptera, Brentidae. Bases 45 to 503 code for a protein of 152 amino acids. The transcript is spliced from 3 exons.
ACUUUCGGAAAAAACUUUGAUGAACACACUUGGUAAACUGAAAAAUGAUUCAACGGGUUUUACUGUUUUGCAGUAUAACAAUAAUUCAUUGCUCUGGCGAAAAAAAUGCGGUUGUCAAUCCAGAUAAACCGUUCCAACUCCAACAUAAAGAGUCGAACUUGUUUCUUGACGAAAAUCUAAAUUUUGUGGAACUAAAAAACCAGGCAGCUACUUUCGAGUUCGAAUCGGCAUUUGUAAGCCGCCGUGUAACGGACCGUCGUAUCAAGGAAAUAAAAUCUGGGAAAGUAUUUGCUAUUGAAGGCGGAUGCGAUGGAAAAAAUAUCACUUUGCAAAAUAAGGCUGGAGGAAAGAAUCAAUUAUUCUUUGUGUUAACUACUAGCGCCAUCCAAACAUAUUGUGAUGAAAACAAAUAUUUAACGCUGAGUAGUACAAAUAAUUUAAUAUCCGAGUAUAUCGAUUACAAAAACAAAAAUAAAUAUCAAUUUAAUUAUAUACAACAAUAGAUGUCACAUGUUCUAAAACCAUA